AUGUCAGCCUCUUUCGGGGCUUCCGUACUGUCGGUUUUUGAUUUCUGGGGAGACGAAGAAGAAUUCCUUUCGCAGCUCAUUCAAUCACCCGAUACACCUGCACAUGAGGCGAGGCGUUUGGUGGACACAAGUAUUUUGGCCAAUUCAGAAGACUUUUACUACUUGAUUGAUUGUGCGAGAUCCAUACAGCGAUCGAAAUAUUUACCAUGUAACAACUUGGACGGCAACGAUGUGCUCUCAUUUGUAUGGCAUGUCCUCGCCAGCGAGCCCACAUUGCCGGAUACUGAAGAAAACCCCUGGGCGGAGACGGACCGACUGAUAAUUCUCGCCAAGGAGCUCGCCACAGACCCUGAUAUUCGAGGCCCAACUGCUCCUGAGAUAGCAAGCAAUAAACGCCCGUCAAGACGGGCUCGUCGACAGGUCAAACCGGCCAGUUGUAGAAGUAUCUCUCAUUACUGGUCCGCCGAGACCAGUACGCAGGACGGGACGUCGAACGGCAGGACAAAGCUUGCGGAUGGCUACACGCCGGGGCUCGGUAUCACAGAGGAGUACUUUCAGAGAGCGGUAGCAGAUAUUAUACAUGGCAUAGGAGUCCAAGACCAAAAAGGCAGCAUUGUCAUAACAUCCCAAUCGCAAAAGAUCGAAUCCGCCUAUCCGACAUGCCAGUCAACAAGAGGCGAUGCGACUGCUCCUUGUCCCACAGCUCAAGCUUCUCCAUUCUUUGCACUGGAAAGCCGGGAUAAAAAGUUUUCGAAUCGCCCCCCGGCAGGAGUCGUGGCGAGUGUUCCCUUCCCGCCGCUUUCGUCGUCCCAGUUUGGGCUGAUUCAGGAGAGGCUGGCACAUGAGCCGUUCUGGCUAUUGAUAGCGGUAACGUUUCUAAUCAAGACCAGCGGGCAAGCAGCUAUACCUGUCUUUCAUAAAGUCAGGGAAAGAUUCCCUUCGCCCAAGGAGCUGAGCGAUCCCAGCAAUGCCGAUGAGCUUUUCAACAUGAUACGUCACCUUGGUUUGGCUGCGAAUCGGCUCGGAUUCAUUCAAAAAUAUGCCGAGGCCUUCGUCAGCAACCCCCCGGCGCCGGGGAAGCAAUACAGAGUCAGAAACUACGAGAAGAGAGACGUCUUGCCGUUUGCCAUGGGAAAAGAGGGCUUCUGUAUCAAUGGCGACUUCAAGUGCGUGAACACAGGCGCUGUCGAUGGCGAAGUAGACGCAGCAGCCUGGGAGAUUGGGCAUAUGACUCAAGGAAAGUAUACGCUGGACAGCUGGCGGAUAUUCUGCCGAGACGAGCUACUCGGGAGAGCGCAGGACUGGAAUGGCAAAGGGCAGCAGCCAGAGUUCCAACCCGAGUGGAUGAGAGUUAUGCCACACGACAAGGAACUCCGAGCGUACCUACGAUGGAUGUGGAUGCGAGAAGGCUGGGAAUGGGAUCCAGAAACGGGCGAACGGCAAGUGCUACGGCCGGAGCUGGAAGCAGCUGUCAAUGAAGGCAGAGUUGAGUAUGACAAAACUGGGGGAUUACGGAUUUUGGAAACGGCGAGGCAAUAA
Molecule: messenger RNA, 1539 nt
Organism: Metarhizium album ARSEF 1941
Lineage: Eukaryota; Fungi; Ascomycota; Sordariomycetes; Hypocreales; Clavicipitaceae
Product: methyl-CpG-binding domain-containing protein 4
Exons: 1
Coding region: 1-1539 (512 amino acids)
Biological process (GO): DNA repair
Cellular component (GO): nucleus
Molecular function (GO): DNA binding; catalytic activity
Source: RefSeq, a predicted model, not a curated record